Messenger RNA from Condylura cristata (star-nosed mole), 477 nucleotides. Its product is annotated as trem-like transcript 4 protein. The transcript is spliced from 4 exons. Gene Ontology annotation, molecular function: signaling receptor activity. Bases 1 to 477 code for a protein of 158 amino acids. NCBI's taxonomy places the organism in Eukaryota, Metazoa, Chordata, Mammalia, Eulipotyphla, Talpidae. The record is from RefSeq and is a predicted model, not a curated record. Gene Ontology annotation, cellular component: cell surface. Gene Ontology annotation, biological process: positive regulation of toll-like receptor 7 signaling pathway.
AUGGCUUGGGGAACCCCACACCUGUUCUUGCCCCCUGUCUUACUGGUGCUCCUGGCCUCAGGUUCUUGGGGAAAAGCUGAGCCUGAAUUGCUUUAUGGCGAGGUCGGAAAGGUACUUUCUGUGCAGUGCACAUACCCUCCCACCCAAGGGCCCUACAUACCUAAGUCCUGGUGUCUGCAAACAUCACCCGGUUGGUGUAAUCGAAUGGUGACCAGCUCUAAGCCCCGGACCUCCGCUCAGGACUCGCGACAUGUGAUCUGGGACGCACCGGACAUCGGCCUCUGCAUCAUACUUACAAUUCAGCUGAAGGAAGACGACUCGGGGAUCUACUGGUGUGGAAGCUAUAAUGCUUCUUCAAAACAAAUCGCUAUUUUCAGAAAAAUCAACCUGGUGGUAUCUCCAGCCACCACCACGUCUCCCAUGUGGACCUCUACUUGGUUCCUACCAACUACUGGUUCUUCCCAUGGCACCCCAUAG